CCAUCUCCUUCAUUUCUUCUUCUUCGCUAAUUACAUGUUGUAAAAGGCUCGACAAGCUCUUGGCCAGUUGCAGUUCCUUCCGUUUGCUGCUGUUUUCUGCUUACAGAUGUUGUAACGGUUGAAAAUAGCGGUAUGGGUCGACGGAUUUUGGCUGAAUAAUGCAGAUUAUUGGGAGAAAUAUAGGGAGGAAAGGAAAACAAGUUAUCUAGAUAAGCUUCUUGCAUCAUCAUCAUCUCUUUUGAAAAACGUUUCAAAGUUUUAGAUGAAUAGUUGAAUAGUGAAUCUUCCGUUUUUAGCUAUUUUUUGUGGACUAUAUUUCUUGAAUUAUGGAGGUGAGAGGUGAAGAGCACGAUAUUAAGACGCCGGUUCGUGAUGGGAAUCAUAAUGGUGUUGCUGUUCUCACUUGCACUCAAACCCUAGACCAUGUUCAUCGUCCGCAGAGGCAACAACAACAACAAUCGCUAGGUCAAAUCGGAAGAUCUCCGCACCCGGAUCGAGUCGCCAGUUCGAAUGCCAAGGCAUCGGCCGGCGUAGUCAGGUAUCGCGAGUGUCUAAAGAACCACGCUGCCAGCAUAGGGGGGAAUGUUUACGACGGGUGCGGCGAGUUCAUGCCUAGUGGAGACGACGGAACGCUCGAAGCGUUGAAAUGCGCCGCCUGCGACUGCCACCGAAACUUCCACCGCAAAGAGGUCGAUGGCGAGACUCAACAGCUCGGGGGUAAUCAUGCCGGUCGAAGAAGUUUAAUGCUUAACCCUCUUCAGUUGCCUCCACCUUUGCCAUCUCCAACCAUGCUGCACCACUACCACCACCAUCAAAAGUACAUAAGUCCACCCAGUGCAAUGAUUGCACCGAUGAAUGUAGCGUUCGGCGGAGGAGGUACCGAGUCUUCGAGCGAGGAUCUCAACAUGUACCAGUCCAAUCCCGAGGGAAUGCCGCCGGCACCCUCUUAUGUUUUUUCAAAGAAGAGAUUCAGAACUAAAUUCACGCAGGAACAGAAAGAUAAGAUGUUGGAAUUAGCCGAGAAACUGGGCUGGAGGAUCAACAAACAAGAUGAAGAUGAAGUGGAGAAGUUUUGCACCGAGUACGGCGUCAAAAGGAAGGUUUUCAAGGUCUGGAUGCACAACAACAAGAACGUGAAGAAGCCGCCCCAGGAUGAGUAGCAUAUAUCAUCAUCUUCAUAAUUCCAUAUAUAUGUAUACAAUGAGGCAGCCUAGAAGAUUAAACCAGACGUUGUUAAAGGAGCUGGCCUUAAAAAAGUUGAAAUAUUUGUAUAAUUCUUCAUUGCAAAAGCCUUGGUUAUCUCUUGGCAAAUUCAGCACUUGCAUUAGUAAUUGUUCUUUCUUUAAGUUAUAAUGCUAGUCGCUUUCUCAUCA
Hibiscus syriacus is the source of this 1373-nucleotide messenger RNA. RefSeq names its product zinc-finger homeodomain protein 5-like. Lineage: Eukaryota; Viridiplantae; Streptophyta; Magnoliopsida; Malvales; Malvaceae. Bases 327 to 1160 code for a protein of 277 amino acids. The record is from RefSeq and is a predicted model, not a curated record. Gene Ontology annotation, cellular component: nucleus. Gene Ontology annotation, biological process: regulation of developmental process; regulation of DNA-templated transcription. The transcript is spliced from 2 exons. Gene Ontology annotation, molecular function: transcription cis-regulatory region binding; DNA-binding transcription factor activity.